This is a messenger RNA of Phalaenopsis equestris, 1638 nucleotides long. Its product is annotated as methionine gamma-lyase. Gene Ontology annotation, cellular component: cytoplasm. Gene Ontology annotation, molecular function: pyridoxal phosphate binding; carbon-sulfur lyase activity. NCBI's taxonomy places the organism in Eukaryota, Viridiplantae, Streptophyta, Magnoliopsida, Asparagales, Orchidaceae. The coding region runs from base 58 to 1461 and encodes 467 amino acids. The record is from RefSeq and is a predicted model, not a curated record. The transcript has 2 exons. Gene Ontology annotation, biological process: transsulfuration.
ACUCAAAGAAGUGCACCAAAACGCAGAGCGAAACAGAACCAUAGAAGAGAAAGAGAAAUGGCGGACGCCGUGCAAUCUUGGAGCAUCGACACCAUCCUGAAGAAACGUUUGCCUUACAAUGGCUCCGUGGACGACGAUGAUCGGAACUGGGACGAUAAGAAUGAUUGGGUUUCAACCACUCCGGCGAAGAAAUGGCCGUCAGAUCCCGCCGAAUCCCUAUCAAGUGCUCGUCACGAAUUUGGCGAGCACGGCGGCGUCAACAUGUCGAUCGAAGCCUCCGCGACCUUCACGGUCAUGGAGCCCGACACGAUGAGGAAAAUGUUCGCCGGCGAGCUCGGCCCCGAUCGCGAUUUCUACAUCUAUAGCCGACACUUUAACCCUACCGUUCUCAACCUUAGCCGUCAGAUGGCCGCCCUUGAAGGCACGGAAGCCGCCUACUGUACGGCCUCCGGUAUGUCGGCCAUCUCGACCGUGCUGCUCCAGCUAUGCCCUAGCGGAUCUCACAUCGUGGCUUCCCGAUGCCUUUACGGCGGAACUCACGCGCUUCUCUCACGAUUUCUUCCCCGAUCCGCCGGGAUUCGGACGACAUUUGUGGAUGUUAAUGAUAUGGAAGCGGUUAGGGCUGCGGUGAGGGUGGGGGAGACGAGGGUGAUUUAUGCGGAGACGAUGUCGAAUCCGACUCUAACGGUGGCGGAUAUACCGGGUUUGAGCGCGGUGGCGAGGGAGAAGGGGCUGAUGCUGGUGGUGGAUAAUACGUUUACGCCGAUGGUGGUGUCGCCGGCUAGAUUGGGCGCGGAUGUGGUAAUCCACAGUGUUUCCAAGUUUAUAAGCGGCGGCGCCGAUAUCAUUGCAGGAGCCAUCUGUGGGCCGGCGAGCCUAGUAAACUCCAUGAUGGACCCCCAAAACGGAGCCCUGAUGCUUCUAGGCCCAACCAUGAACGCCAAGGUGGCCUUCGAACUCGCGGAGCGGCUUCCCCACCUCUCCCUGCGCAUGAAGGAGCACUGCACGCGCGCCAUGACCUACGCCACCCGCAUGAAAAAGCACGGCGUGAAAGUCAUCUACCCCGGCCUGGAAGACCACUCCCACCACUCCCUCCUCCGCUCCAUCGCCAACCCUGGCUACGGCUUCGGCGGCAUGCUCUGCGUCGACAUGGGCACAGAGGAGCGCGCCAACCGCUUCCUCCACCACCUACAAAACACCGCCCAGUUUGGCCUCAUCGCCGUCUCCCUUGGAUACUACGAGACGCUCAUGUCUUGCUCGGGAAGCAGCACGAGCAGCGAGCUAUCCGAGCAUGACAAGGCGCUCGCCGGUAUUUCGCCGGGGCUCAUUCGUAUGUCGGUUGGUUAUAGUGGCUCAGUUGAGCAGAGGUGGGCUCAGUUCGAACGAGCGCUGGCUGCCUGUGCCAAGGAUAAUGCGGCCGCGACGGCGAUAUCAUCGUUUUCAUAUGGUGUUAAUAACUGAUGAUGAGAGUUUGGAUUUUGGGAGGGGAAUAAAAGAGGCUGAUGGAUGUUUGUAGAUUUCUUUUUGUUUUUGUUUGUUUGAAUCUGUUACAUGUGUGCUAGUGGUUGUUGUUGAUCAUGUUAUUAUGAUGAAUCUUUAUGGAAAUUUCUACAUGGGAACUUGCAUGGUUGGGCCAUA